Messenger RNA from Penicillium diatomitis, 1266 nucleotides. RefSeq lists its product as uncharacterized. The coding region runs from base 1 to 1266 and encodes 421 amino acids. The transcript has a single exon. Lineage: Eukaryota; Fungi; Ascomycota; Eurotiomycetes; Eurotiales; Aspergillaceae. The record is from RefSeq and is a predicted model, not a curated record.
AUGUACUCACUGCGAUACUACAUAGAUUCCUGGAUCGAACUGUCAUCGCAGCCUUCGUCCUCAUCAUUGUCAUCGGCAGCCACGAAUGACGAUAUCAUCACGACCGGCUUACAAGUGGAACCUCGCGAGAGAGGCAUGUAUCAGCAUCGCAGUCGGCGACGCCGUAUGCAACACUUGGCCGCGGUGGCUACGGCACAGGUCGGCUACUCGAACCAAGACGCUAGUCUCGCCAGUAGCAGUCAGGAGGAGUAUGAAGAGAGUGAAAGCGAGUCAGACCCGCCGAUGAGCAGCUCCAAUGAAGACAUUAUCACUCCAUCUAUACAACCCAACACUGUUCAUUUACCGCCCUCUCGCUGCUCCGAUGAAACCGAUAGUGACGAUGAAGACGAUACAUCCACGGCCUUGGGGAUGAACAUGAGCCCUUCCCCAUUCGUUCCUCAACCCAACGUGUUCUCCCACCCGCCUCCCACCUCAAAUCCUGCAUAUGCCCGUGCGACCGAUUCACGUCGCUCACAGCCUCCUCCAACCUCAUCGAAUCCCCGUCGGCGUCCCUCGAUCCGUCGGGAAUCAUACCCUGUCACACAGGGUUCUCGCCGAUACCAGCAUCAAUCACAUAGCCCGUACAACAUGAUCUCGCCUUCGCAUCAUGCCGACCAUGAUGCUGCUCUGCGGGCCAGCUUAUCGACGCUUCUCUCAUGCGCCGCUGCGGCGCGGGGCAUUCCCAAAGUUGAUCAGCCACGUUCCCAGGCUAGUCCACCAGCAGCGGCCCAGCCAUCCUCCUUCAGACUCGUAGGAGAGUCUGUCGCUAUGGGCGACAGAGAGGAUAGUGAGGAAGAGAGUCUACGCUCACAAAGGCAAUUCAAGCAAAGCGUAUCAGGGGAGCCGUCGAGCCGUCGACCGCAUGCAGUGUCACCGCCCAGCCCAGCCUCUUCGAAAGCGAAACGCCGAUCAGCAUCUCCCAAAGACCGCAGUGUGGCCAAGAGGAGUCGCAGGGCUAGUAUGUUCGACUCGACGGCCACUGUCACCCCGACCGUCAUGACGUGGGUCGUCAGUGCGGGGGUGGUUGUCCUAUUCUCGGCCAUCAGCUUCUCCGCCGGCUACAUGCUUGGUCGAGAGGUUGGCAGAGCCGAGGUGGGUAUAAUGGGAGAUGGCAGUGUCGCAGGAGCGCGUUCCUCUGCGGCUUGCGGCCAGGAGGCAGUGCGAGGCGGGUUCAAAAGAUUUCGCUGGAGCACCGCCGCGGCAGCGGGAUCUACUAGCUUGGUGUGA